AUGAUCACAAACGCGUUGUGUGAUCUGGAAAAAUGUGUGGACACGGCCGGGCUCCAACUCGACACGCUCGCUCUGAAGCUGACGGACGUGGAACGCAACUUGGACGAAAACGAGCUAGAGUCGCUGGAAAAUGAAUCCGUCAUGGAGCUGCUAGAGUCGGUGACGGAGGUCAAGAAUGAGUACCAGAACCUGCGCAAGGAUUUGCAAGAAGUGCAGCAGCUACAGAAGGAGAUGACGAGCUCGUUACGAUAUCAGCUGCGAAACAUGACCCAAACGUUCCGUGGACUGAAGAAAAAAAUCGAAUCUAACUCCAUACCCGUGCACCUCGUGCCACCCCCAAACGGAGCGUCCUCCAGGGGCGGUACCAACGAGCCCCGGGAAUCGCAUCCGCAUGCACAACCGCACAUGCUACCGCAGCCAGACCUGACUGUUCACGACCACGGUCCGAGGCGUGCCACCGGCGUGCUGAAGAGUGUCAGUAAGAACUGA
Anopheles nili is the source of this 489-nucleotide messenger RNA. RefSeq lists its product as uncharacterized. The transcript has 2 exons. Lineage: Eukaryota; Metazoa; Arthropoda; Insecta; Diptera; Culicidae. The record is from RefSeq and is a predicted model, not a curated record. The coding region runs from base 1 to 489 and encodes 162 amino acids.